AUUUUCUGAGAACGAAGUCAAACAAACACGAGAGGAGCGAUCUCUGAGAAGAGGAAGAAAGCGAAAGGAUCUUCCAUGGGCGAUCUCUGAGAUUCCCACGAACCUAACACAAAAAUCCAUCUGGUAAUUUCAAUCGAGAUUUUCUUAGAGCAUCUGAUCUGGGAAGCUCGUUCUUCUUAAGUCGCGCUUUUAUCAACUUUAGGGGAUCAUCACCUUCGUCCAGAUUUCAAUCGGGUGAAGGGGGUUUUUUUUUUCUCGAGAAAGUUUGAAAUGGUGCUGGUAUUGGCAUUGGGGGAUCUCCAUGUACCCCAUAGAGCGGCUGAUUUACCCCCAAAGUUCAAAUCGAUGCUUGUCCCUGGGAAGAUUCAACACAUCAUCUGCACUGGAAAUCUCUGCAUCAAAGAAAUACAUGACUACUUGAAGACUAUCUGCCCUGAUUUGCAUAUAGUUCGAGGGGAGUUUGACGAAGAUGCACGAUACCCUGAGAACAAAACCUUGACUAUCGGGCAAUUCAAGCUGGGACUGUGCCACGGCCACCAGGUGAUUCCAUGGGGUGAUUUAGAUUCACUAGCCAUGCUUCAAAGACAACUCGACGUGGACAUACUUGUAACAGGCCAUACCCACCAGUUCACAGCCUACAAACACGAGGGAGGAGUCGUGAUAAACCCGGGCUCUGCAACCGGAGCUUAUAGCAGCAUAAACCAAGAGGUUAACCCGAGCUUUGUUCUUAUGGAUAUCGAUGGUCUUCGAGUUGUGGUCUAUGUCUAUGAGCUCAUCGAUGGAGAGGUUAAAGUCGACAAGAUCGAUUUCAAGAAGACAUCCACUUCCAACUCUGCUCCUUAGUGCGUAUUUAACAACCUGAACCCGUUUUAUGUUUUCGUCUGGAAAUCACAAUUGAAAUUUGGAACUUUCUGUAGCUUUCUUGUGAAAAUAAUCUUUAAAGAUUUGGGAGUUUGACCACUGAGAACAAUGUUUUGCAAGUCUCUUGAAGUUUAUAGACUUUGGUUCAAGUGUGUACAGA
This is a messenger RNA of Eutrema salsugineum, 1021 nucleotides long. RefSeq names its product vacuolar protein sorting-associated protein 29. NCBI's taxonomy places the organism in Eukaryota, Viridiplantae, Streptophyta, Magnoliopsida, Brassicales, Brassicaceae. The coding region runs from base 271 to 843 and encodes 190 amino acids. The transcript has 3 exons. Gene Ontology annotation, biological process: retrograde transport, endosome to Golgi; intracellular protein transport. The record is from RefSeq and is a predicted model, not a curated record. Gene Ontology annotation, cellular component: retromer complex; endosome.